GAGUAACUGCAGUCCUUGAAGAAUGAGAAUCGUGGAAACAGACAAUGUUCCAGGACUAAUUUUCCCUGACAGAAGUCUGUAGUCCUUCAGGUGGAAAUUCAGAGAGACGGCUGCUUUAUCCACCUUCUCUGCUGAUUGUAACAUCAAUGGGAAGGGAAUGACAGAGCGCAUUCACAGCAUCAACCUUCACAACUUCAGCAACUCUGUGCUUGAGACACUAAAUGAGCAACGAAACCGGGGCCAUUUCUGCGAUGUGACCGUCAGAAUCCAUGGGAGCAUGCUCAGAGCUCAUCGCUGUGUGUUGGCUGCUGGUAGUCCCUUCUUCCAAGACAAACUUCUUCUGGGCUACAGUGACAUUGAGAUCCCAUCUGUAGUCUCAGUGCAGUCUGUUCAGAAGUUGAUUGAUUUCAUGUACAGUGGAGUCCUCCGAGUAUCCCAAAGCGAAGCCUUACAAAUCCUCACAGCAGCCAGCAUACUGCAGAUCAAAACAGUUAUCGAUGAAUGCACCCGUAUUGUCUCUCAAACAGUGGUGAGCAGUGGUUACUCUACAACAAGGGACUCAAACCAAGUAACACCACGAGGAACGCCAGAAUCUGGUUCAUCAGGUCAGAGUAGUGAUACUGAAUCUGGCUAUGUACAAGCCCACUCCCAGCGUAAUGUUGAAAGAAUUUAUUCCUCCCUUUAUGCCUGCUCUGGAAUGCCAGUACAAAAUGGCACAGGAGAGAGAUCCCACUACAGUGCUCCAGUGAUUAGCCAUCACAGCACACAGCUAGUUAUGCAGAGAGAAGAGAAUCUAACUGAUCCAGCCUGGAUAACAAGAAUACAAGAACGAACGCAGCAGAUGGAGAGAUAUCUUUCCACUCCGGAAACUACACAUUGCCGCAAGCAACCACGACCAGUUCGCAUCCAAACUAUUGCGGGCAAUAUCCACAUCAAGCAAGAGGCUGAAGAUGAAUAUGAUUACGAUUACUAUGGGCAACAGAAAAGAAACACUUCAGAGCAAAAUGAAUCUGAAGAGUGCAAUGAUGAUACUGACCAAGCUGAAGGUACGGAGAGUGAGCCAAAAGGGGAAAGCUUUGACUCUGGUGUUAGCUCUUCCAAUGGGACUGAAACAGAUCCAAUUGACCAACAGUUCAUUGCUGGCAUAAGCAGAGUGGGACAAUCAGAUGCAAGAUUAACUGAGCAGAAUGAACUUCCUGCUGAAGACAGCCAGCAGCCUAGCAGUGUGAAUCCUUCUUCCCCAGAUAAGGUUUAUGAAAAUGAAAUGGACAUCACAGGGCCUGAAAAUAGUGAUGGAAACAUUACAAAUGAAAAAGAAUUGCAACAAGCUGCAAUCAACUCUGUGAUUUCAGUGACACAAAGCACUCAGCCUCUGGCAACUACUCAGCUUUAUCUGAGGCAAUCAGAUACCCUAGCCACCAAUUUGAGAAUGCCACUGACUUUAACCAGCACUACUCCAGUCAUUGGCACUGCUGGGAGUACGUACAUACCAACACUUUUUACCACUCAGAGCACUACCAGUGGCAAACUGUUUCAGUUCACCUUGCCACAACCACUGACAAGCCAACAAACACAAUUUAUAACCGUUCCUCAACCCAAUCUUACAAAUUUUACUACACAGUUGCACCCCCAACAAUCUCCGUCAACAAUGCAGAGUACAAGUGGACAAACUGAAAAGAAACCCUAUGAAUGCACUCUUUGUAAUAAAACCUUCACUGCAAAACAAAACUAUGUGAAGCACAUGUUUGUCCAUACAGGAGAGAAGCCACAUCAGUGCAGCAUUUGUUGGCGAUCUUUUUCACUGAAGGAUUAUCUGAUUAAACACAUGGUAACACACACUGGUGUGAGAGCCUAUCAGUGUAAUAUCUGCAACAAGCGAUUCACCCAAAAGAGCUCCCUCAAUGUUCACAUGCGACUUCACCGUGGUGAAAAAUCGUAUGAGUGCUACGUCUGCAAAAAGAAGUUCUCCCACAAGACCCUACUGGAGAGGCACAUGGCACUCCAUGGCACUGGUUGCUCUGAGGUGACUACAUAUGUCUGCUCUGUCUGCCCAGCCAAGUUCGACCAAAUCGAACAGUUCAACGACCAUAUGAGAAUGCACGUUUCUGAUGGUUAA
Messenger RNA from Hemiscyllium ocellatum (epaulette shark), 2116 nucleotides. RefSeq names its product zinc finger and BTB domain-containing protein 20-like. The transcript has 3 exons. The record is from RefSeq and is a predicted model, not a curated record. The coding region runs from base 158 to 2116 and encodes 652 amino acids. NCBI's taxonomy places the organism in Eukaryota, Metazoa, Chordata, Chondrichthyes, Orectolobiformes, Hemiscylliidae. Gene Ontology annotation, biological process: negative regulation of transcription by RNA polymerase II; regulation of cytokine production; regulation of immune system process. Gene Ontology annotation, molecular function: protein binding.